AUGGCUGAACUGGACAAAUCUGGGCUGCUGGUGCUUUCGGGAAACUCACAUCCUGAUUUGGCAGCAUUGAUAACGAGACGCUUGAACAUUCCGGAAUGUGAAGUCAACGUAUACAAUAAACCAAAUCGCGAAACCGUCGUCGAUAUCAAGCAGUCUAUUCGUGGCAGAAGCGUGUUCAUUAUUCAGACCGGCACAAAGGAUGUCAACAAUAGCAUAAUUGAAUUGUUGAUCAUGAUCUACGCGUGCAAAACAUCGUCGGCCAGGAGCAUCACCGUCGUCAUGCCGUAUAUGCCAUACGCACGACAAUGCAAAAUGCGAAAGCGUAGCUCCAUCGCAUGCAAGCUUCUAGCUGACAUGAUUGUCAAAGCUGGUGCUCAGAAACUGAUAACAAUGGACUUGUACCGAAAGGAGAUUCAAGGCUUCUUCUCUGUUCCUGUCGAUAAUCUGAGGGCAUCGCCUUUCCUUUUGCAGUACAUUCGUGAGAAGAUUCGUGACUACAAAAAUGCCGUCGUAGUUGCCAAAAAUCCUGGUGUCAUGAACAAAGCCACGUCUUAUGCAGAACGUUUAAAAAUUGGUACACAUUUUGACUGCAUUUUUGUUGUUUAUUUUCUAUUAAUUCACGGCGAGCCUAAAAGUUCAGACCUGGAUCAGAUAGAUGGACGUAGCAGUCCACCAUCCAUCCUAAGGGACAGCGAAGAAAAGCCACCGGUCAACGUAGUCGGCGACGUUGGUGGCCGCAUUGCGAUCAUGGUGGACGAUAUCAUCGAUGACGUCAAAUCUUUCGUCAUAGCUGCGGAAGUUCUGAAAAAACGAGGAGCAUACAAAAUUUACGUCGUUGCCACACAUGGAUUGCUCAGUGCCGAUGCUCCGCAGUUGCUUGAGAACUCAGCUAUUGAUGAGGUUGUUGUAACCAAUACAGUUCCGCAUGAAGUACAGAAAAUGCAAUGCCACAAAAUUAAAACCGUGGACAUUUCGAUCAUGCUGUCUGAGGCCAUUCGUAGAACGUACAACGGUGAAUCUCUUUCGUAUCUAUUUCGUGACGUCACUGUAGAUGAUUAA
This is a messenger RNA of Soboliphyme baturini, 1059 nucleotides long. Lineage: Eukaryota; Metazoa; Nematoda; Enoplea; Dioctophymatida; Soboliphymatidae. The record is from the annotation of a GenBank genome assembly.